GCGAAACAGAAACGAAAACGAGACUCCUAGACUGUCCAAGACAGAUAUCAUGACGGCAUGUAUCAGGAUGAAAAAUCCCUGCUCCCCUUAUUCAAAUGGAAAUCUCUGGUUGGCGAUUUGUCUACACCGUCAACUCUGUCUUGCAGUGAGGAGCUGCAGGCAGAUUGCGUCUGUGGGCAGGAAUGUUUUGGCGUAGGCGCCUACCAUAGUAGACGCGUGCCCUGUAGGCCUAGUACCAGUACAAAUUGGAUGAAUUACCUACAUAGUGUGGCCGACUCUGGGUUUGCUCGCUUGCAAAACCGAAGCGAUUUUGUGGCCAUGAAACAGCAGCGCAAAUAUUCAGAGUCAUGCCUUUUCAGUAUUAGGAGCAGGGGGAAUUUUCCUUACGAUAGCAUGCUCGCGCUUGCUGCACUCCACUGCUGCGACGGAGAAUUCGUUUAUCGGCGGAAGAGCUGGAGUUCGGCACUGCCUCGAUAUAAUUUGCCGGAGGAAAAAGGGCUUUUUGGCUGCGAUAUCUGGUAAAUCGAGAUCAGCAUCAUCAUCAAGUCACGAGAGCAGAUUUUUUCGGCUGCACCAGCACCCGCGUCACUUCAGCGUUGUCCGGCGGCUUCGUACGGGCAACAGCGUCGACUACGCACAGUACGAGGAUGGGAACAUCAGCGGCACAAAGCACACCGCGGUCGUUUUAUUUGAAAAAGCGAUCGCGAUUCAGCAUGACUGGCUCCCCGACACUUUGUCUGAUAAGAAGGACGUCAUCUCGUACGAAAAAAACACAGCACCCGCACUGCAGAUCCCGAAGAAGGGGGUUAUGGUGUACGCAAACCCCGACGAAUAUCAGAAUGAAGUGAUUCCCUUUCGCCAUACGAACGCGGAUAUUUGUGUAGGAUCCAUGAUUUGCAUUUGUGAUCACAAAUUUACUUGUCAUGCUAGAAGGAAGGAAAUGCUGAAUGAAGUGCUGGCUGGCGUCGGAAGUCCUUCCGUCUUCAAUAUGAGAGGAAGCAACUGCGCCGCGUCCUGGAAAAGCAUGGCAAAUUACUUGCGAACGUGGCCGCAAGUUUGUCUCUUUGCCUUCUGGCAUUUGUGGACACAAAUCACGCAUUAGAAAUCCUCUUUUGAGUAUGGCGAGAGCGAAUUUUUCUUCACAAUAAUGAAACGCAACUUUUCGAAAGCCGGGUUCUCGUCGCGACACUGCAGUUUUUUACUGGGGUACUAAAAUGAAAAAGCCCCACCCCCAGAAGUGUAGAAAAUCUUUGAUGUAAAACUUUCAAAUGGAAAGCCGUGGUCUCUCAUACAAGGGGUACGGGCCUCCCUGAUCCACAGCUUAGACAGGCGGUGAACGCAUCUGCUACAUGACAAACUCUGCGGCUGUGCAACACAAUUUUUUGCUAUAAUUCGGCAGAAAAGUUUGUUUUGUUGGAAUAUGUAUAUGCAAGAUGGGGAACGAAUGUUUCCCCCUAGAGCUUUUGCAAUAGAAAUAUUUCGGGCGUAGGAGCGCUUUUCAUUUUGAUAUGUGGGCCUGUUCACGGUUGCGGGUGUCGGGUUGUCCGUUCUGAACAUCCCCGGCCUGCUCCCCCUCGCGCCCUGGAUAGGCUCCUCAUUGGCUUUCUACUUCUUUUACCUGUGGCGGGCCCUGCGUCGGGUUUUCGGCGUCACCGCAAUGCGCCAGCUGGAGUGGAUCCGGAUUGUGCCGGCGACGGCCAAAGAGACGGCAGACUGUCGGGCAGAGGAGAAGGCGAAUAAUAGCAAAUACCGCCGCCAGGACAUGGAGACGAAGGCAGGUCGAGCGGAAAAUAGCGGUGGAUUCAUGGAUUCGGUUUCUUCAGGACGAGAAACAAAAGAUGAAAGCAACGGCAAAACAAAUGCUCUGCACAACGACGACGAUGCUGACCCGGACUCCGAGCUGCUCGGAGACUUAGACUUACACACAACCGAGGAAAGGUUCGAAGCCCUUCCCUGUGUGCGGCUGCAUGUGCGCGCGGUAAACUGGCAGUCGAAUGCCCUCCUGCUGAGCCGGGACCACCCGACCAUCGUGGCUUUGCUGGACCAGAAAUUCCAACCCUGGGGCAGCGACGAUUUCGCCGGCAAGGAUGAAAAAGAUAUGGUCGAGCAGGAUCAUCCGGCGUGUUAUGCAUUGCAAAAGCAAAACCAAUAUCGUAUCAGUAUUGGUUGCAUGACAAGUGUUUUCAAAAGAAACGAUGGUAAAAAUGGGCGGGUCUGUCAUACUGGACAAGGUACUAGAGAUCGAUAUCUGUCAUGAUGCACUGAUGCAAUGAAUGCGAGUGCGAUAUUUGUUUUGCGCGGGAUACAGGUGAGCGGGCAGCUAUUGCAUCAGGGCAAAAAGUACACCAUCACGGGGCUCCUGUUUCUCGCCAGGCUGGUACUGAUUCCGUCGCGCCAACGAAAAGCAGUACUACAUUCGGGGAUCAUGCGUGCAGUGCUCAUGCGGCUCUGCUUCAAAGUCCAAGCGUUGAUCUUGAUUCACGACCAGGGGGGCGGAAAGAUGAUUUUCUUCAUGCCAAGAACGACGAGACUAGGAUCAUAUCAAGCAAGGAAAAGGUCGCAGCCCGCGGCAGGAUUUCGACUGGUACAACUCCGAAACAAGAUGAAGAUCAUGACGCGGCCGCGUCCCAUCGUUCUUCUACUAGUAGUACCGCGGGGGGCUCUCCGUCAGUGACAUCGUCUUGUUCCUCGGCCGGUGGCGAGGAGCAUGCCAUAUCGCUUGAGAAGACAGCACCACCACCAUCGGACAUCUCAACAAAUACAAAUAAAUCUAUAUGGAACAGCAACUUCUAUUCCCUUGCAACACAACUCUUCACGAGCCAGAGCCGCCGGAGUAAAGAAAACCAAAUCCAGGUGCGUAACACGACGAACGAAGACAUUUUCCUAGCGGAGGAACAUAACUUUCGGAAGCUCGGGGAGGCGCUGAGCAAGUUUCACUUCAAUGAGAACCUGGACGAACGUACCGUGGAGCAUCGGCGGAAGAAAGAUACCGAGGGGUUCGGGGGGUUGGGCAGCAUCACCACCACCGUUGUUCGGGAUGAGGUCGUGUAUAACAAAUCCGGUUCUUGUGGUCGUCCUGCAGGAACAAUAUCUUCGAAAGGAACAAUGCGAAUGCAAGAAGACGAACAGGAAGAAACUGCUGCGGAAGCUGCAAGUGGAAUCACGACAACCCACGCCGCUAUUUUCGACGAGUCUCGACUGGCACCGAGUACUAAGGGCUACAUCGACUCCCAGGCGGUGGACUUUCUGAAAAGCAGUUUGCAAAAGCUAGUCUUCGAUGAGAGGGUGACAAAUCCGCGCGUUCUCAAAAACUUCGAUCAAGUCCGGGACAAGCGGGUGAAAAGCUCUCACGUGGGUGCGUCGAAAAACAACAAGGGUGAUAAAUUACAGAAGAAGUUUCUUCCUCUGCAGUUCGCGACAACUAUAGGUUCCCGCGUCACGCGCGUGAAAGACCUCUUUGCCCGUCGGGUCACCACCUACAUGUGCCCUUUGUGGGUGAACAUGCACUUGGCGGACUUCGCAAAUAUGAAGGUGGAUAAAGGGUACAGCGAGCCGACGAUGCAAAUUUUGUGGCAAGGGCUGGCUUAUCUCGGCUGUGGCAUCGUAGUGCUGGCAACCGGGAUACUGGCGCACAAUUGUCAGCACAGGCUGCUCGCAAGCACGUGGGCUGGCUUGGAAGAGAAGAAAACAAAAAUAGGUAGUACGCGUGCGGAACUUGAGUUUGGUAAUAACGACGGUGGGACGGCGGGACAAGAGAGAACAGGCGGGCGCUCCAGUUUCGUUGAAAAAAGAAAUUGAAAAACAUUGAUCAUAGAAGAAAAUUAAAUAGAAAAACUUUGUUUGUUUGUAGAAAUGCGGUAAGGUGGAAACGCGAUUACUCACCUUUUUUCCUUAGCGCUAUUUCAAUAAAAAUCCCUCUACGCAGAGAAGCUUGAAAAAAUACUCAGUGACUGCUACCGGUAGUGCUAGUGUGCAACUGCUUUAAAACUAAAAACGGCCUGUUGGAAAAAGAUACUACUGCCCAUAACCAUCUGUCGCUGAAAAAAGGCACAGCUGACUGCAGGCUGAGCCAGUCCUGCCGUGCUUAGGGAGAUCGCGACACUUUGGUCGCUUUUUAACCUUUUGAUCACUAUAAAAAUUUAAAUGCGAAGUCGAAGCUUUCUGCUAAGUGUGUAAAGUCAAGUUCAGAGACUUUGAGAAAAAGAAGGCGUUUAUGAGAGAAAAAUUUUUCAACUAGUCUGGAGUCUUUUGCAGAGCGUCACUCAUCAACCGCGUUGCGGCCGCGUGCGUCAGACCACCACUGGUGCCGGAUUGCUGGGAAGGGGCCGGUGAGUGGUGCAAGGGUUGCAUUGGCUUCCGCCAGGGCCCUCGCGACUUGGUUCGGUUUGUCGCGGCACUCUUCCAUGUGCCCGAGGUCCCAGGAGCGGAAGAAGGGCUGCGUGAUCGGACACUCGUGCACGAAGUGCGCCGUCGUCGCCUUCCCCUGUCCACAUAGAGCACAGUCGAGGUCUUCCCCACUCGGUUGCGCCGCCAACAACCCAAAGCGCAGGGCGUAAUACAUGGUCUGGCCAACGCGGCCGCCGGCGUCGGUCACCAGAUCACGCCCCCAGCCCCCUGUUUCCUGGAGCGUUUGCGCUGUUUUGCUCUUUGUCUUUUCGUCCCGUUGCCGUUCGGCCAGGUUCCGGCGGGCUUCGUUCCGCACGUAGCGGCGGGCCUCCGUUUUGAACUGCUUGUGCGUGAUCGGCUCGCCCUCUUCCUGCAGGUCGCUGCGGUUGGCGUACCCCGCGAGGUGGUCGGCGACCACGUUCCCCGCGAUGCCGGCGUGCCCUGGCACAUAUCGGACGACCAGCUUGGCACAGCUUUGCAGCGCGUCCGCUGCAGCCGUGUAGACCUCGGUGUCCAGGUCGUCCCGCAGUCUCGGAUUGAGCAACGCCCGCACGUUGGACUGGCUGUCCGUGCAGAUCGUCACCUGCUCGCUUUUCAGCGCGUGGCGUGCCACCGCUCGGAAGGCUGCGAUGAGCGCCAUGCGUUCGGUUUCGUACGAAUCCGUGUGGAGCCCGAUGGGCCACGCCGCCCCACACUGGAUGCCGAACCCAUGCAGAAAGACGCCACAAGACCCGGCAAAGUCUUUGACCGACCCGUCACAAUACAGCACCAGGCUGGACUCCCGGAGGGUGUCUACCAGCGCCGGCGUGCCUUCGUUUCUCCACGUCGCCUCGAAGCGGCCCUGCUCCUCAGCCUCGUGGAGGACGGACCACCCCCGCCCUGCCUUCGCGCCGAUCUCGGGGAGAACGGACGAGGCCGCGACGUUUGAUUCGUCGAUCACUUGCAAGCCGGUUUCUAGCCAGUCUACGCUCGAGGUGUUCGCGACCUCCCGCAGCGCGUCCCCGGGCGGGCGUGAGAAAGCGCGGGCCGUGAGCGCCGUGCUUUCCACUUGGUAGAGCUCUGGGAGCGACAACAGGCCGGCCGUCAUAAGUGCGCAGGCGCGGUUCACCUGUCUGAACUUCGGAAAGCCCAGCACUUCUUUGGCCCCCUCCAGCUGGAAACUGUUCAGGGCGGCCGCUUCCUUCGCCCCGAGCCCGUUCCAGUAUGUUGUUAGCCCAUACGUGAGGACGCUUUCGCAGAAUAACUGGUAAAAAGCCCGGACGGACUUCGACCCGGCGCCCAACGCACGCGAGAGGAUGCGCACCGCCGCCAUCCUCUUGGUCAGGGUUUCGGAUAUGACUGCAAAGUGCCGACAGAAUGUCAACUUGCGAUCAAACCACACACCGAGAAAGCGUGGGUAGGGGUCGUAGACGAGCCUCUCCCCGUCGUGGUGCAGGGCGAGCGCAUCCAAGUCGCAUGCAAACUCGUUCUGGAAGACGAUAUACGAACACUUCCCGGGGGAAAGCUCCAUAUUGCUCCGGCUGCAGAAGUCGGCGACCACGUCCAGGGCAGCCUGGAGGAGUUUCUGUGCUUCCCCUGUUUCCCCGGGGCCGUACUCCAGUGUGAGCGCCAAGUCGUCCACGUACGCGAGGACUUGCACCCUCGGGCACUUCUUCUGCAGCUCUCGGAGCAGUACGUCGGCGAAACUGCACCAGACCAGCGGCCCGAGGCACGUGCCCUGCGGGACCCCCUGGCGCAGCGGGACGGCCUGGGAGGUCUCGUUGUUGAACCUCACCACCCGGCGUCGGUUGGUGACGAAGGAGCAGAUCCACCGCGUGAGCAGCAGGAACUCCUGUUUUCGUGCCGGGUUUUUAAACUCGUGCCGCCGCUCCAGUAGUCCGUUGAGGAACAGCGGCGGGCACACGCGCUCAAAGGCCGAGCUCAGGUCCAAGAAGCACGUCGCCCUGCGGCGGUUCUUGCGCAGGGUGUCGGAGGCCAGGGCCCCCAGCGUUGCCGUGUGGUCCGUCGCGCUUCUUGCGGGUGUGUCCCCGUACUGGUUCUUGCUGUACAACGGGGCCCCCUCCGCCUGGAAGGUUAGCCGCAGGCGCCGCAGUACUGUGCGUUCCCAGACUUUCCCCAAGCACGACGUCAAGGCCACCGGCCGGAGGGAUUUGGGAAGGUCCGCGGCACGGCCGGGCUUUGGUACUGGUACACAGACUUCUAGCCGCAUUACCUCCGGCGUCACGCCUUCGGUGACCCCUUGCUCGAAGGUUGCGCGCAAGAGCUGCUUGCCCUGUUGCGGGAGGUUUUUCAGCAGCACCCCGUGGAUGCUGUCUGGCCCGGGAGCCCCGCCCGGCUUCUGUCCCCGCAAAGCGAACUCCACGUCGUCCAGCUCCAAGCUCAACGCUGUGCUCGGCGCUAGCUCUUCCGCUAGUGUGUGCUGGUAUUGGUCCCAGGCCACUCGUUCGGCCCCGGGGUCCAGCACCGGGUGGGACCCAUAGAAAUGCGCCAAGACACAUGCGAGCUUUUUGAACACCAGCUUCCCCGCGUAUCGCAGCGCGGUGGUCUGCUGCUUCGGCGGCGGCCGCCCUUCUAGUUCCCGCAAAAGCCGGAAGGCCCCACUGGUUGUCUGCUCCGCUUGCUCGAGCUUUUGCCCGAACUCGUCGUCCCUCCUGCUGGCCUCGGCGCUUGCUACACGCGCCGUCGCGCGCCGUAACGCGGUGCGCCAGAACAGUCGCUCCGCCGGCGGUGCGAAGGCCACGCGCUUCAUGCACUCUCCCCGCUCUUUCAGUGCGAGGUCUAGCUCCGUGCCUGUUUGCCACCGCGGCUGCCUGUGUCUCUUUCUCGUGACAUUGCUGCGCGGGAUGGACCUGUGCGCGGCGGCUUGUAUCGCAGCGCGGAUGUGUGCGAACUUGGCCUCGACCGACAGUGGUGCCGGGUGGUCCCGGAGGAAGGUGCGCAUGUCUGCGCGGUACAAGUCCCAGUCCGCCCGGUUGAAGUUCAGUCGCGUGCGCCUCGUCGUUGUGGGGAGUGGUUCCUGCCAGAAGUCCGGGCUCCACGGAGCUGCCGUGGGGUCCGUCGGGAGGGUCGCGACCGCCCCGGGGGCCGGCGCAGAUGGCGUUUCUGUGCUUGGUGUCGGGACCGGUGUGGGGCCGCCAAAUGAGGGGACUACCGGUGCCAGCCCGGAGACUGCGGCAACUAGCAAACCCAGCCCCGGCAAGACCGGCAGUCGUUUCUCCCCUGUGCUACUCUGCGCGUCCGCGCUGUGCUUGUUCGCGCGCUGGGCCCGAAGGCGCUCGAACUUCUCCUUGCGAAGAACCUUCUUUUGCCUCCCGGUGAGAUUUACUUUCCCACCCCCUCCUCCUGCUCCCUGUGUUUCGGAACCGGCGUCCUGUGUGCCCCGGAGGCCUUGGUCAGCCUUCUGCCCCGAGCCAGUAGCGCGGCCUCGUCCCGCCCCUCCUCCCCCGGCGUCGUCUUUUGCUGUGUUGCUGGCGGUGAAGUUCUGCUUCCCCGGACGCUGAUCGGCACGUGGCUCCACCAAGUCGAAGACCAGGGCCGCAUGGUCGCCGCCGACGAGGCACACUGCUGGCCCCUGCGGCUGUAGUUCGGCAGCCCGGGCGAGUAGUCCUCCGGUCAGCAACACUACGUCCGGCGAGGUCUUCGACGCAGGCCGGGUCGGCAGCGGGGUGGUGUAGAACUCCAGCGCCUGCGCAGUUGCCCAGGUCUUCACCUGGGUCGCCCGCGGCUCCUGUGUGUGGUUCGCGUCCCAGGAAAUUGCAAUCUCCUUCCCCGGCGGCAUGUUGAUUGCCGGUAGGGCGGGGAUUCCCGGAGGAGUGUAGACGUUCGCGCUUACGCCCCACUCCUUGCCCGUGUCGAGGUUGAACAGGGUGGCGCAGGUGGAGGCAACGUUCUUCCCGCCCUCCGCGACAAUGCGGAAGUCCGGGUCUGACUUCACGACACCUACUCGCCCCUCUCGUACGAUGCUGGCAGCCCCUCCCCCGCUGCCUUCGGACUCACAGACUUCAAGCACCUCCCAGCCCGGGACGUGGCGCUGGAGAAACUCGCGGAGGAACUCUUCACCGCGCCAGGUUUCCUGGAGGUGGCACAAGUCCACCUCGUGCUCCUCAAGCAGCUGGCGCAGCGCCGCCCCCUUCACAGAAGCCGCCGCUUCGUCGCUUUGGUUGAGCGACUGGCAGUUCCACUGCGCGACCCGCACAGCCCCUUGCACGACUGGGUGCUUGACACCGUACUGCUCUUCCUCGCUUUUCGCUGCGCCCUUGGCCGGCCCGACCACGUGGCGGGUGUAGUACUUGACCUCCUUCCCCCGGCUACACUCGGGUAAGAGGAAGGUGGUGCACUUCUUGUGCGCCUUUGCGAUGUGCUCGCUGAAGCCCUGGACCCUACCCGCGUACCCGCGGCUGUACGUGCAGUGCGAGCAGUAGUAGCGCCGUGUUGCUGCUGCUUGUUUUAGCGUGUCCCCCAGGCCGACUACAACGCAGAACUCGGUGUUCUGGUAGUGUGGGAGGUCCUGGACCGACACAACGCCUUCGACCGCACGCGCAGCUUCUUCCGGGUCUUCGUCCCCGUCAAGGCCAACACUGGCGCGCCCUGUGUUACUGCUACUACUCCCACCCCCUUGCACGCGAUUUAGUUGCUCCGCUUGUAGUACAGGGGCUGCAACGCCACUGGCGUCGCUGCCUUCCAGCCCGGGCGGCUGCCGUAGGAGCCUCUGUUGCUCUGCUGUCGGGUGCGCCGCUGCAAGCAUUGCUCUUGUUCCGGAGUUGGAGAUGUGUUGCAGGGCUUCCCCCUGCGCAGGUCCGCUUGCGGCCUGCGUCCCGGCAGCACGCCCCAGGCCAGGAGGAGUCUGUUCUGGCUGGACCUCCUGCUCCUGCCGGACCCGCGGGAGAGCAGGCUCCCUCGCCGCUGCUGUGUUGCCAUCCUGAUGAUUCGCCGCUGCUGUUUCAUCAUGUGCAGGAAGGGCAGGGGGGGCCUGCUGGAUUUGUGUUAUUGCGCCCCCUACUUGUCGGCUGCUGUGUCCAGGGAGCAGGUCGCGCUGCGUCACCAAUUCUUGGUGUGAGGCGGGGGUAUUUGCGUGGGCCUGGGGACACGCGUGUUGGAUCGGAGUCGCUGCUACAUCGGCGCCCCAUCCUGGAGGCGGCGUUCUGUUCGAGCAGGCGCGCCGGCAUGCGUCUGCGACGACGUAUACCACCCCCAGCGCCGUGCCCGUGCACACUACUAUCGCGACGGCGCCUAGCGGCGACAGCACCGACGGGUCUGGGUGCCACCGCCCAUGGUGGAAAGCAGCAGCACUGGGCUCCGGUCCCGUUCUUAGGUCCGGGAAGACCCGGCGCAGCGCUGGGCUUCCGUAUUCUCCCUCCCGGUCGAGGUAAAGGUGCCCCGGGAUCUGGCCCGAGACGACCGUCUCUUCCUCCAGCUCCGCCCCCGCGUGUCCCCCAAUCAUCAUCGAAGCUCCCGGGUUGGCCAUGUAGUGCGAGUUUAUUUGCACCGCUAUUCCGACGGCGACAACGACAAGCGCCAGCAGGCCGUGGUUCUGUAGGGCCCGGAAGACCCGGCGGAACUGCUCUUCCAGGAUGAGGGUCAGGACCGUCACGAGGUCCAUUUCCUGGUGGGGGUAGCACGCACCCUGCUGAUGUACCCCUAUCGUACCGGUGCCGCCGGCGUUUGGCGCAGGUCCUUGCGCCCCCGGUCGUGUGUAGGCGGCCUCCUCGCGAGCUCCGCGUUCUGUCGCUCGCGACUGCUGUGUGCCCGCCCGUACCUCGCCUGUCCUGGGCAGGGCCGCUUCUGCCGGGGCGCCAACAGGGAGGGGUCUUUGCGGGAUGACAAUGCCACCGCCCGGCGGGAUCGCGUUGUAGGUGCUUUGGGUUGGUGGUGUUGCUGUCGGGGUGCUGAUAAUCUGGUCGGAGUGUUGGUGAUGAGGCUGCUGCUGUUGCUGCUGCAGUUGCUGUUGCUGGUGCGUUUGCUGCUGCUGGUGCGUCUGCUGUUGCUGCUGCAGUUGCUGUUGCUGUUGCAUUUGCAGUUGCUGCUGCAGUUGCUGCAGCAGUUGCUGCUGUUGUUUACCAGUACUACCACUGGCUUCUGCCUCCGUGACGGGCUUCGGGGGUUGCUGGUGGGCCGCCGCGUUUUGGCUGUGCGCCAUGGACUCCAGUACCUUGCGGACCUCCCGCAUCUCCUCUGACAAAGCUACGAGCUGCUCCGUGCCGGUCUGCUCUCCGGUAAGAGCGUUCCUCGUUAUCAGUGGAACGGCGAUCUCUCGCCCUUGCAGCUGCCCCAGCAGAUGCCGCACGUCUUGGUGGUGCUGCGUCAUGGCCCCCAGGAGUCCUGUCGCAUCUCCCGCUGGGUUCACACCCUGUGUGGCCGGCGUCACCGCUUGCCCGGUCUGUGCUCCGGCCGGCUGGAGCUGCAGCUGUUGCUGUUGUGCUGCGAGUAGUCUCUGCACGUCUUGGAAACUAAAAGACGUCUGCUGCGUUGGCGCCGGCUGUGCCGGCGGCAGCAUCGUAUGUGCACCGCCACCUUGCUGCCGGUUGAAGGCACUGCCAAACGCAGGCGCGGAGAAGUUACCUGACUGUGCCCCGAGACUAUCACCCGAUCGCGGGAGGCCGCCCUGCUGCCCGACUGGGAAUGCGGUCUGGUAUCCUGUCGGCCCUCCACCUGCGGCUCCCUGCAUCGAGUGUAAUACGAGGUAGUCGUUUACUGUCGGAAGAGGAGUGGCUCCCUGCCCCAAAGCCGGCCCCCCAUAGUUUGGCGCGGGAGGUUGGACGCUCUGUGGCUGCACAUGGUUUGUUUGCUGUAGUGUAUUUUGCUGCGCCCAUCCUUGCUGCGGGGGGUUUUGCUGCACGACGUUGUUGGUCCGCUGUUGUGGGCCUGUUGGCCACUGCUGGUACCGGAACUGGCCUUCCGGAUUGCCUCCCGUGCCGAACAUGCCGCGUUUCUGCAGCCGCUUGUUCACAGCAGGUUCCGGUUGGUUCUGGCGGACCUCUGCGCUGCACUACUCUAAGGAGGAAAAGUCGCCGCUUCCGAGUAGCGAUUCACGUCGUUGUUUGGAUUUUGGAGAAAAGAAGUCCUUAACCCGCCGAGCUGUAGCCGCGGUUUCUGGGAAUCUCGGGUCCCCGUUUCUCCGAAAGCGCAGUUUUAGCCCGGCGGGAUUGGGACACUAAAUUCGCGGCGGGGCGAAACGGCUCUGCGGGGUGCGCGACAGCUCUACUUUACUCGCCGUCCCCUGCAGGAGUCCCGACGUCCGGCGUCCCCCCGGUGUCCCCCACCCUCUUCAGCCUUCGCAAGGCGUGGAGCUCCUGAAGUAGCGUCGCGUUGUGGUCCUCCGCCGCUCGUGUCCUCUCAGCGAGGUCCCGAGCGACCUUCUCCUCGAUCCUUUCGAUGAGCAGCGUAAUGCCCGGGUCGCCGCCGAAAGGGUCGUAUACGAUGCCCAGGCUGUACUGGCCGUAGGCAACCCGCUCAACCUGCAGAAACGCGCUACUGUCGUGCUGGGUGGAGCACAAGAGGUCGCGCACUGUCAGCGGUAGUGACUCUGUCGUGGCAAGGGCCUGAGCGGGCGCUCUGUUCCUCGUCAGUUCCACGAUGAGGUUGCAGGGGCAGUACUCGUAGACAAAGAGCGCGAAAUCCCCUCGGGACGCUGCGAAGUGCUGCUGUGAUGUCUCCUUGGACCGGAGCCACCCGCGUCUCUCCUCUGUUUCCUGCGCUAGGUUGUCGUGGUCGCGUUCGACCUUUAUCAACGCGGUAUAGUUGCUUGUGAAGGGGAUGAGGAGCGGGAGGUGGUGCAGGCUGGUUAGGUGCUGCUUCGUUUCCUCCGUGUUCUCGCGGUAUUCCUUCGCCUCGCGUUCUGUGAUCACACCUGUCCGCAGGAGCUCCUCUAUCGCUGUCGGGCUCCGGCGGCGCAGCAUAUCAUCGCGAGACGCAGCGACAAUAUUGGCAAAGGAAAAACGGAGGAAAGCAGAACCCCCGGUGGCUAUUUCUGUGUUGCCUCUUGCCACUCUUUUACUUUUUUGAGGUCUUUUGUUUUUGCGGCUAGCUGUAUACUGUCCCUGAUGCCGUCUUUUACUUUUUUGGGAUCUUUUUGUUUGGGGGUUCUGCACGAGACUAGAAAGUGUGAGCACACACGACUACGGCUCACCACCUCGAUCUUCAAGACAGUAGCGCGUACUCCAGCCCGCUGAUCCCGAGCGUCCUUGUCGGGGCCGCACGGACUAUGACGACCAGCUAUGGCAGGAGGACGGCAAGGGUGGAUGUGCGUCGGGUGGUCACGCCUCUUCGUUUCGCUGCUGCUCCUUCCUCGGAACUGUUGCUGUGUUUUAUUGUCUUCUGGACAGCGGAGGGAACGGUAAGUGUCGUCUUCGCCACCGGUUUGGGCCUCCGGUGGAAAUGUGGGGCACGGUGGCGACGCAGGUGCCCGGCAGUUCAGCACGAUAGUACUGCAGGAUCUAGAGGGUUAAGCUACGAGCUGGCCCUGCACGGAUUCCGCUCCUCCGGGACGGUUGUUCGUCUUCAGACACGACGGCACGCGGUUCCGGGCUAGUAAAAAUCCUCUUUGUAAGAGGAUAAAUCCACUGUCCGCUCCUGGCUGGAGACGAACAAGGACCGGGCUUGCGUAGUCUUAAAUCGCCGAAUCCCGACCCCAGGAGCCUUUGUCGGGGACCCCUGGACUAUGACGGUCGGGUUCGGUUCACUUGCUACGCGGGACGCCGGUUCCUUAUUGUCUUUUAGCGUCUUCCGGCCAGUGGGGGGGACGGCAAACGCCGUUCGUCGGCAGCAGCAGGUAGUCUCUACUUCCAGGGCCCGGCCGGAGGGCUAGAGCAGCGAGUUAUCCUCCGGUGGCACGGUGGUCGUGUCACCGUCGUAUCACUUUCCAGAACUGGCGACCCUCCCACGCAGCAGAUCGCUCGCGACAACUGCAAAAAGCAAAAUCACCAGUAACAGACCCCGGGCUUCCUUCUUGUGGUUACCCAGACUAUGUCGGCCUGCUCUGGGUCACUGGUUGUUUCCUUUUGUCGCGCUGCUGGCUGGAUCCCAAGAAGAUGGCUGCACUCGGAAGCUGUCCAAAGCCAGUGGGUGAUGCGGGUUCGGGUGGAUGCUGCAAACCCGAUGACAGCAAUAAACUGGUGCCGAAGGGACUUCAACACGGAGACGACCAAGAGAGAACGCGGAGUUGGACAACCAUCAUGCUUUGUGAUGGAGUUUCAAAAAAUUCCCGGCUCUCAGUUCUCUCAGAAAAAAGUCCAAACGAGGACUCCCACACGCCGUGGGCACGGUGCAAUUGUUUCAACCGUGUUAAAUAAAAAAUUAACCACAGUUCUUCCCUUACCUCUCAAAUACGUUAGAAAAACUUCAAAGAACGUUUUCAACUUCGAAAAGCAAGGGACGCGUGUCGUCUACCUUUUGUGGCCUUCACGCAAAGAUGAACUUUUUGCGUUCCGUAAUCUCGAUUUUCUUUGUUUUGCGACAGAUUCCUUUUCAUCCGCGCGAUUCACG
Messenger RNA from Amoebophrya sp. A120, 13866 nucleotides. NCBI's taxonomy places the organism in Eukaryota, Dinophyceae, Syndiniales, Amoebophryaceae. The record is from the annotation of a GenBank genome assembly.